Molecule: messenger RNA, 2889 nt
Organism: Ceraceosorus bombacis
Lineage: Eukaryota; Fungi; Basidiomycota; Exobasidiomycetes; Ceraceosorales; Ceraceosoraceae
Source: the annotation of a GenBank genome assembly
AUGGCGAGAGCGACAGGGAGCAGAGGCGCGAAUGGUGCCUCGAGCGGUAGCGUCACUCCACUUCCAUCGAGCACGCCUCAUGCUGCCACUGCUGGGCAGGUAGGUGAUGCGGAAGGCCACGCUGCUGCUGCUGCUUCUGCUACUGCUACCGCAAACCAAACCUUGGCUGGUGUGUCGUCUCCAGCACCGACACCUGCAUCUAGCAGCGCAGGUAGCGCCAAUCCUCCGACAUCCAUUCCGGGCCCAGCUCUGCGUUCGGGCUCGACUUCCACAGGCCAGACUGCAACCGCUUCUACACCCGUCGCUGGGUCUAGCAGUGGGGCUUCUCGAAGAGAGUUUACGAAUUCCAGACCCAAUAGCGCCAUUGCUGGUCCGUCGGCUGUGUCAUCGUCGUCUACUCGCGGACGUGGGCAGACGGCCGCAAGCGCCCUUUCCACUCACACGAUGCACCCUGCGGCCGCCGGCUCGCUUUUCGGCUUCGAGCAGGCUGCUUCAUCGAGCCGGAGUGGUGGCAACGGACUCUUCAACUUUUCACAGCGAGGCACGCCAACCUCGAACGACACGAGCGGUGGUCGUGCUUCUGCUCAGCGCAUCCCAUUUACAUCUCAGGGCGCUCAAGGAAGUCCUAGACCUCAUGUGGGCGGUAUGUUGGGCGCUGCUGGCAGCACUCUGUGGUCCAGCAUUCCGACUUUCUCCUCUCCAGGUAGGCCAGGCGCGGGCAUUGCAGCGUCGAACUCCCAACAUGGCUUUGCGGGCGCUGGUCAAGGCAGCUGGGCCCUCGCUGAUCCUGCUGGAUGGAGCGGGGAGUCGAGCGCACCAGCUGCCGUCAAGGCCUUUGAAGAGGACACCAUCACCGUGAGUGGCUAUGCCCUGUGCGGAGCUCCGUCUAGCACACUUCUCAGCGUCACUCCUCUGCCCCUCGCAGUCAUUCCGUUGGCGCAUCUCCGAUCUGAGACUGCUCCGUGACGAAGUGGAGAGCUCGGCGCUCUCCGAUGGCGAGCGCUCCAUCUCUGCAGGCGCAGGCAAAAGCGAGAUUUGGACCACGCAACCAAUCUUUGGCGACGGGAAGUGGAAGCUGGAGCUCGUGCGCACCUCUCGUGGAGCUGGAUCUUCUGGCAGCAAGGAGGACGAGGAGGCUGAUUCGAGUGCUGAGGGCCGAAGCAACACAGUAUUGAGCGUAUAUCUGAGUAAGUGGCCGGUCAGAGCGAUGCGCAUUCACACUGAUUGGCGUUGACGAGGGGGUCGUCUGCCUUUGGUUGCAGCGGCGAUGCUACUGGACUACAUCCCAUCUCAUAUCUCCAUCGCCGCGACCAUCUUCGUUGGCCUCGCGCCUGCAGGCCGCUCGCCAUCCAUCAAGACAUCGCGCGAUGGAGGCUUCGUCUGGAGGCAUCAUGCAGCUCACACCUUCGCACGGGAUGACGGCGAGUUCUGGGAGUGCCACGAGCUGCCGAGCCUGACCGAGCUUCUAGAGUUCCCGGCGGUUUCCAGACAGAAUGCUAUGGAGCUGACGUUGCAGAUAUCGACCGGACCUCGCGUCGCUCAAACACCAGAAAGUGGCACCAUCCGCACCAAGAACACUUCGGUGUUCGAAGACAAACACACACACUCGGUUCCACGAGCGCUCGUCAAUGGUCUCGAAGGUCUCCUUGAUUGUAGCGCUACGGGAGAUGUCAUUCUGCUAGUCAAGGAGCGAGGCUUGAGACUGGCGCCCGAUGCCGAUGGCGAGCGCCAUGUCGAAACAGAUCCGUUUCCCAGUAGUAGCGGGACCAUGCCAAGUGGGGCCGGUGCAGUCACGAGGGAUCGAGUUCUGUGGGCGCAUUCAUCGAUUCUUCGCGCUCGAGGAGAGUUCUGGAGUGACAUGCUCGCCUCCUCCUUUGCAGAGGGGGUCGAGCAUGAUCUAGCAGAAGCAUACGGAGGUCGUCGAGUACGCGUCCUGAGGCUCCCCGACGCAGACUUUGCAUCAGCGUAUGCGCUUCUGCGUUGGUUAUACGUAAACGAAGUCGAGUUUGCUGAUGAUUUCAACCAGCCAUUGCGUGGAGAGUCCUUUGGUCUGCUUGAUGACUCGCAUUGGGUCACGGAGGAAGAAGACACAGCGCAGAGCCUACCCGACUGGGACUGGCAAGAGUGCGUCAGAGACGAGGGCGAAGAGCACGUCAACGGGGCGGCGGCCAACGGCCAACAGCAGCCUCAGUUCCCGCUUCACACACCAGGUGGGCUAAUGUCCAGCAGAGCCUCGCAUGGCUCGGUCAGUUCGAGUACGACUGCCGCUGCAGAGGGGCCUCAACAUGUCCCUGCAAGUCCGCCUACUACUUUGCCCCGCCCUCGUAGGCCUGGAGAGUACGAUCCGCGAGCUUCGCGCCCCGCGUUGGCAGCGUUGAAUCAACAGAGUCCAAGCGCGCCGACUCUGGGUUCGGUACUCAGUCAGGAUCCGCAUCCUCAUCCAGUCACUGACUUGGCGCCAGCAUCAGCUCUGACCAUCUAUCGACUCGCUCAUCGAUGCGCUCAAGAUUCUCUGGCUGAGCUAGCGCGCGCGCACGUUGUGGCCUCUCUCGAUCCUCAAAGCGCUUUCCCCACCUUUUUGGCCACGGGUCUCUACGCCGAGCUGCACGCCGACGUGAAGAGGUACCUGCUAGCAAAUUGGACGGCCGUCAGCCAUAGCGAAGCUUUUGAAAGGUGAGCAAAUCCCGACACUUUGGCCCACGUCCUGAAACGCACGUAUGUCUCCCGCCCCUGAUAUUCUUGCUGACACCCGUCGAAAUGUGCUCUUCGAAACACAGAUCGAUUGAUGAGAUCUGUGCAGGUCAAUGGGGCGACGCGGCGAGUCGUUCACUAAGAGAGUUUAUGCGCGCUCUGACGCCAUACAGCCCUCCUGCUAGACGCUCUCGUUGA